AUGAACGGCGAAGGUUAUAGCGGAAGAGAGAGCGGUCGCUCGAGAGAUUAUUAUGGAAGCCGAUCGGGCAGAGACGACCGUCGAGAUCGUGGUGAUAGACGAGAGAGAGGCGAGAGGGGUGAUAGGGAGCGAAGGAGAUCAAGAUCACCUCACCAUGGCUCGAGAUCGUCGCGUCGAGACCCUGAAAUGGAUUCCUAUUCCUCCAGCCGUGACUAUCGCGCUAGAGAGCGAGAAGAUAGAUAUCAAAGCCGACGGGAUGAUAGAGGUGAUUGGGAUAGGGAUAGAGGAAGUGAUAGGAGGCGUGAGAGGCGUGGUGACGACGAGGAAAGGCCUCGACGCGACAGAGACCUCUUUGAAGAUAAAUCUCGCGGCGGUGGUCGCGGAAGGGAGAGGAAACGGAGCGCAACACCGCCUCCCAAGAAGAGGGAGCCCACGCCCGAUUUAACUGAUAUCGUCCCAAUCUUGGAACGGAAACGCCGCUUGACUCAGUGGGAUAUCAAACCCCCAGGCUACGAAAAUGUCACGUCUGAGCAAGCAAAGCUUUCAGGGAUGUUCCCGCUACCGGGUGCGCCACGUCAACAGGCUGUUGACCCAAGUCGCCUGCAAGCCUUUAUGAAUCCACCUACCGCUUCGGGGUCAAGCAACAACACGCUUCUCAAGCCUUCCAAUUCGCGACAGGCGAAGCGUCUAUUCGCCCACAACCUUCCACCAUCCGUAACCGAAGACACCCUCCAACAAUUUUUCAACCUGCAACUGAACGGUUUAAAUGUCAUCAGUGGUGUGGACCCGUGUCAGUCAGUACAGAUCGCCAAGGAUGGGAAAUUUGCGCUUCUGGAAUUCAAUACUGCAUCUGAUGCAACUGUUGCCCUGGCCUUUGACGGCAUUACCAUGGAGGAACAUGAAGCGAAUAAAGAAGGCAACGGAGAGGCGAACGGCCAGGUAAAGGGGCUGUCGAUAGUGAGACCAAAGGAUUAUAUUGUACCUUCGCCAACGGAGGAGGAACCCCGUCAAGAGGGUGUUCUAUCAAGUGACGUACCUGACUCGCCCAAUAAGAUUUGCGUGUCGAAUAUCCCACCAUUCAUCCAGGAAGACCAAGUCACCAUGCUACUGGUCUCGUUUGGUGAAUUGAAAUCGUUCGUGCUGGUAAAAGAUAUGGGAACUGAAGAGUCUAGAGGUAUCGCCUUCUGCGAAUAUCUUGAUCCAUCAUCCACUGGAAUUGCAGUUGAGGGCCUCAAUGGCAUGGAGCUCGGUGACAGAAGACUCAAAGUUGGCCGCGCAAGCAUCGGCACUGUACAGGCUGCAGGCCUUGAUAUGGGAGUUAAUGCGAUGUCCAUGUUCGCAAAGACGACAUCUCAAGACCUAGAGACUGGGAAGGUACUGCAAUUGCUAAACAUGGUAACUGCUGACGAACUAAUAGAUAACGAGGACUAUGAAGAAAUAUGCGACGAUGUCCAGGAGGAAUGCUCCAAGUAUGGUGUUGUGGAAGAGCUGAAGAUCCCCCGUCCUUCUGGCGGCAGCCGACAGGCAGCCGGCGUAGGCAAGAUUUAUGUCAAAUUCGACACACCCGAGUCGGCCACAAAAGCCCUACAGGCCCUUGCCGGCCGAAAAUUCCAGGACCGCACCGUUGUGACUACAUAUUUCUCGGAGGAAAAUUUCGAUGUUAACGCCUGGUAA
Arthroderma uncinatum is the source of this 1674-nucleotide messenger RNA. RefSeq names its product splicing factor U2AF subunit. Gene Ontology annotation, molecular function: pre-mRNA 3'-splice site binding; poly-pyrimidine tract binding. Gene Ontology annotation, biological process: mRNA processing. The transcript has 6 exons. Lineage: Eukaryota; Fungi; Ascomycota; Eurotiomycetes; Onygenales; Arthrodermataceae. The record is from RefSeq and is a predicted model, not a curated record. Gene Ontology annotation, cellular component: commitment complex; nucleus; U2AF complex. Bases 1 to 1674 code for a protein of 557 amino acids.